Messenger RNA from Vanrija pseudolonga, 1119 nucleotides. RefSeq lists its product as uncharacterized. The coding region runs from base 1 to 1119 and encodes 372 amino acids. The record is from RefSeq and is a predicted model, not a curated record. The transcript is spliced from 2 exons. Lineage: Eukaryota; Fungi; Basidiomycota; Tremellomycetes; Trichosporonales; Trichosporonaceae.
AUGCGCCUGUCGCUAUGGGGACUAGCUUUCAUCGUCGCCAGUGUCGGAUCGGCAACGGAGCGGCAUCACCACUCACACUCUCGCCCUCGCGGUCUUCCGCCUGAGCGACUGGCGCCAUCGCCCAUCCCCCGUCACCGACCACGCCAGGGAUCCGGCGCUUCAUUGGAUGUUGAGACCUCGGCGACUGGUUCAGUCGAGCCUUCAACGUCCACCGAGAAGGGCAUCAUCACAUUCUCGCCAUCAUCAUCGGCUUCAGGUGAUGGCGGCUCUCCAGACUCUGGGUCAGCAGUAGUCAGCUCGUCGGCGCCGACCUCGUCAUCAACGGCGACGCGUGCAGACAUUCCUCCUCCACAACCACCAACCCCUAUUCCGACCUCGGCACCCCAGCCAGUUCCAACCCCCCUGGACGCACUCUCUUACUCCUUGUCCCAAUCGUGCCUUCAAUAUGUCGGCACUUUGAUCGCCCCGUCAUCCAAGUUCAUGACGUGCCUUCCUUUCUCUCUUCUCUUGUCCACUUCGUCGGCGUACAAGAAUCAAGUGUCGGCCGCUACACGGUCCGGCAACUGGACCUUUCUCAACGAGCUCAUCGCCUAUACCAAUUCGCCCCAGCCAUCACCUGCUAGCUGUGACCAAACAUUCAAAUCGAUCCUGACCGCGUUUGCCGACAAGGCAAACUGCGGCGGUGAUCUAGGCGGUGGUCUGGCUGUGGCCAAGCAGGCUCAGAGCGGAAUCGGCAACUACGCCGUGAUGCGUACGGCGUCGGGUCUCGUCAAUCCAAACACUGGUGUCUACUGUUACCUCGAAGCUCUGGCCAACGUGAAGCCAGACGACAUGUACCUCUGGAUGCUGCCUUCAGGAAAUAUAAUCCCGACUACUUCCACUCCUACUUGUUCUCCCUGUUCUGGCCUCCUCAUGAAUCACUUUGCCGCCUGGACCGCCAACACCACCUCCUUGAACAGCACCAUCGUCGCCUCGGCCGUCGCCACCAUCAACGGUAAAUGCGGCUCCUCAUUCAUUUCAACAACCCCAGUCGUCUCGUCCGCCCAUUCCCGGAGUCGUCAUGAUGGACUCUGUCUCGCAUUCCUGUCAUUGCUCAUUGGGGCUCUCUUGCAUUUUUAG